Molecule: messenger RNA, 947 nt
Organism: Camellia sinensis
Lineage: Eukaryota; Viridiplantae; Streptophyta; Magnoliopsida; Ericales; Theaceae
Product: DNA binding protein
Source: RefSeq, a predicted model, not a curated record
GACCGUCAAAUUUCCCGAGAAAAGUGAUGAACACUGAAACCGAAACCCCCAACUAAAUACACGGGAGAGAUGGAAUUCAAAAGCUCCGAUGUUCAAUUAUGGAAAGAGUCUCUCUCUUCCUACAAAUUCCGAAUCGAAUCUCUGAAAAAACCCAACCUCGUCUCUCUCGACCACUUCUACACAACCGAACUCCCUCCUCUCAUUCAUCAACGAAACCCUAACCCUCACAUCACCACCUCCGAGCUCUCCAAGCUCAUGCAAUGGAAGCUCACUCGAGGCAAAUGGAGGCCUAGGCUAUUGGAUUUCGUUUCGUCAUUGGACGAAGCCCUAGUGAAAUCGGCUUCUCAGAAGGCUUUUCAAUCUCUGCCUGAUAUCUCUAAAGCUGUUUCGGAGCUCACGGUGUUGAAAGGUGUUGGUCCGGCCACUGCCUCUGCUGUUCUCGCAGCUUAUGCGCCUGAUGUCGCGCCAUUCAUGUCUGAUGAGGCUAUGGUUGCUGCACUUGGUAACUCCAAAGAUUAUACAUUGAAGCAGUAUAUCUUAUUCGUGGAUAAACUACAGGCCAAAGCAAAGGAAUUGAGUGCAAAAGGGGAUACAUUCACACCUUCAGAUGUAGAAAGAGCUGUUUGGAGUUCUGCUAUAGGAGCCAAGUUGCCUGAACCAUUGGCAAAACCUGAUCUCGAGGUUAACUCAAACAAAAACUCUAAAAGAAAGAGAAAAUGAUGACUCUGAUAUUAUGUAGUUGAUGGCAGUUCUUCAAACUUUGCUCGUUAGUAUAGUGAGUUUUAGGUUAUUUCUUUGCUUCCAAAGCAACUUGUCAACUUCUGUAUGGUAGCCUGUGUCUUUUCUUAUUUAUCUCAGUCACCUGUUUUUGUGGCUUCUAACUCUGGCAUGCAAUGUAUUCCUGUUAACCCAUUGAAGUAUAUGUCAUCUGUUACGUUGUUAUGCAA